Messenger RNA from Trichoderma breve, 1119 nucleotides. Its product is annotated as cys/Met metabolism PLP-dependent enzyme domain-containing protein. The record is from RefSeq and is a predicted model, not a curated record. The transcript has 3 exons. Lineage: Eukaryota; Fungi; Ascomycota; Sordariomycetes; Hypocreales; Hypocreaceae. Gene Ontology annotation, cellular component: cytoplasm. Gene Ontology annotation, molecular function: carbon-sulfur lyase activity; pyridoxal phosphate binding. Gene Ontology annotation, biological process: transsulfuration. Bases 1 to 1119 code for a protein of 372 amino acids.
AUGGACUUGAACAGAAUUAAACAGCUCUCUGGAGACUAUAAGCGAGAGAAUGGCUUGUCACUGGCUACCCGCGCGGUUCAUGCGGAUGCCAAUGUCGACAAUCACUCUGCAGUGGCUCCCGCGCUGCACACAAGCACAACAUAUCGCUUCGCAGAUGAUCCGGAUGAACUUGUUCCGUUUAAAGAUCUCGAUCCUGAGAGGGCUCUCGGGUCUCAUGCCUACGCUCGCUACGCGAGCCCCAACAUGGUUCGCUUCGAGGCUGUGUUGAUUUCCAUAUUGGGUGGACCAGCUCUCACUUAUUCGUCUGGCUUGGCGGCUUUUCAUGCAAUUCUUGUCCUUUUGAAUCCGCGUCGCUUUGCAAUUGGGGAAGGAUAUCAUGGUUGUCAUGGUAUCAUCAAAAUGGUCUCUCGAAUGACCGGCUUGGAGACGUUACCGCUCGACUGUGAUGCAUCCGAGUUACAACCUGGCGAUAUAAUUCAUGUUGAGACACCACUUAAUACGACUGGAGAGGCAAUUAAUCUACAACAUUAUGCGGACAAGGCACACAAGGCGGGGGCAUUUUUGACUGUUGAUGCUACUUUUGGGCCUCCGCCGCUCCAGAACCCAUUUGACUUUGGCGCGGAUAUUGUUCUUCACAGUGGCACCAAGUAUUUUGGAGGGCAUUCUGAUAUGUUGUGCGGUAUCUUGGCUGUGAAUCCCAAGCAUGACUUUCUUUUAAAGCUGCAUAGUGAUCGCGUCUAUCUGGGCUCAGUCGCCGGCAACAUGGAAAGCUGGCUUGGAAUGCGAUCUCUGCGGACACUUGAGCUUCGACUUCAAGAUUCAUCCGCUGCGGUGCAUCGAGUGGUUGAACAAAUGCCCAAUGGCUACGGGCCUGUUUUUUCUAUUACCCUAAAGGAUGCGACUCUAGCAAAACGACUGCCAAGCAAGCUUCGUCUUUUUCAGCACGCGACGAGUCUUGGGGGUGUUGAAAGUCUGAUAGAAUGGCGGGCUAUGACGAACACUAGCAUUGACCAGAGGCUGGUUAGACUGAGCGUUGGCGUUGAAGCGUUGGAGGAUCUGACAUGGGAUUUACAGCAGGGGCUGGAGGCUCUCAGCAAGAAGACGCUGCCGGAGAAAUAA